Messenger RNA from Aplysia californica (California sea hare), 1852 nucleotides. Its product is annotated as multidrug resistance-associated protein 1-like. The record is from RefSeq and is a predicted model, not a curated record. Gene Ontology annotation, molecular function: ATP hydrolysis activity; ATP binding; ATPase-coupled transmembrane transporter activity. Gene Ontology annotation, biological process: transmembrane transport. The transcript has 3 exons. NCBI's taxonomy places the organism in Eukaryota, Metazoa, Mollusca, Gastropoda, Aplysiida, Aplysiidae. The coding region runs from base 1 to 327 and encodes 108 amino acids. Gene Ontology annotation, cellular component: membrane.
AUGGCCAUUAUUACGUCGACUGUUGGUCAACGUCAGCUGGUCUGCCUCGCCCGCGCGCUCCUAAAGAAGACAAGAAUCUUGAUCCUGGACGAGGCCACAGCGGCAGUGGACAUGGAGACUGACCGUCUCAUCCAGGACACCAUAAGGGAAGAGUUCGACCACUGCACCAUCAUCACCAUCGCCCACAGACUCAACACCAUCAUGGAUUAUGACAGGAUUAUGGUUCUUGACGCGGGCCGGAUACAGGAGCUGGACACACCGGACAAACUGCUGGCCAACACGGACUCUGUCUUCUACUCCAUGGCAAAGGAGGCCAACCUGGUCUGACGUCACUGGGAAAUCAUCGGCUCUCGGCUGUCUCCGGGGGGUCUCGGGUCACCUCGGAAGACACCGGUUGGAUGACCUAGUUAGAUAUCGCCUACUACUAGUUAGAUAUCGCCCGGGUGACUUUGUUAGACGCCUGCUGCCCUUUUGAGUAUCGGUUGACCUCGUUAUAUAUUGGUUGACCUUGUAUGGUAGACAUUGGUAGACCUUGUUAGAUAUCGCCCUGGUGACUUUGUUAGACACCUGCUGCCCUUUUGAGUAUCUGUUGACCUCGUUGUAUAUUGGUUGACCUCGUUAUAUAUUGGUUGACCUUGUUAAAUAUUGGUUGACCUUGUUAGGCAUCAUGUGACCUUGUUAGAUAUUGGGUGACCUUGUUAGAUAUUGGGUGGCCUUGUUAGAUAUUGGGUGGCCUUGUCAGAUAUUGGGUGACCUUGUUAGAUAUUGGUAGACCUUGUUAGAUAUUGGUAGACCUUGUUAGAUAUUGGUAGACCUUGUUAGAUAUUGGUAGACUUUGUUAGGCAUCAUGUGACCUUGUUAUAGAAAUCAUGUGACCUCGCUAGACAUCGUAUGACUUCGCCAAAUAUCAUAUGACCUUGUUAGACAUCGCCCGGGUGCCAAUGUUAAGCAUCAGUUGACAUUGUUAAGAAUCGGUUGACCUUGUUAAGCAUCGGUUGACCUUGAUAGACAUCAUGUGACCUCGCUUGUCAUCGGAUGACUUUGCUAGACAUUGUAUGAACUCACUUCACUACUUCACUAUAUUAUUUCGUUGGAACUCACUAGACUUGAUAUGGCCUUGUUAAACAUCUGGUUGCCUCGCUAGACAUCGGUUGACUUUGAAAGACAUCGUAUGAACCAGGAAAACAUUACGUGCCAAUUUUGACGCACGUUGGAGACGUGAUCAUUUUUUUAUGUUUGACUUUUGAUAACUUGAUAAGCCUACUACUAAAUGGCGCUCAUAUGACCUUAUGCAGUUGCGAACGCCGUAAAACCUUCUACUAUAAUAAAAUAAUAAGCCUACUAAAAUAUUUUAUGUAUGUCGUCGUGGAACUGCAAUAUGUGACGUGGUCUCCACGGGAUGUGCGUAACUUCCCGAUACUUUGGGAAGAUGUUCGAUACAUUUACUUAUCUUCUACAGACAUUUUGGCAAAUUUCUUAAAUGACCAAAAUUGUGUCGAUAGUGCCGUAAAACAUCUACCCAAUCAAUCAAUCAAAAGCAACGUCCAGAGACUUGUACUUGGCUUCUAACUACGUGUUCCACAAAAACUGGGUAACUUUCAGAGGCAUUACGUAACUUCCACAAACAUCCCCACAGAAAAUGGGUAAUUUUUAGAAGAACUGGCUAGCCUCCGGAGUUCCAUAUUGCAUCUAUUUACUUAACUAAAAUUUUGCUCAUCCCAAAAGAUCUCCCAAACUAUUAUAAUACUAUUUACUAUUUGAAAUUUUUUUGUGAUACUAUUUAGCUUUGUAGUCCAUUUACCAUGUUGUAUUGGUGCAGGCAGAAAUUAUUAAACUUGAUAUAAAACAUGUU